Messenger RNA from Sclerotinia borealis F-4128, 999 nucleotides. NCBI's taxonomy places the organism in Eukaryota, Fungi, Ascomycota, Leotiomycetes, Helotiales, Sclerotiniaceae. The record is from the annotation of a GenBank genome assembly.
AUGCUCUACGAUCUCAAUAUUCCUUGGUCAUCAAGUAAAGACUCUCUUGAUCUCCAAAGGACUAUUUCCUUCCUUUCAGAAUUAGGUUAUGGCACCAUAGCACUCAAUCACAUCCAUAGCGGACCACUUCCUUCCAAUAUAAUCAAUCCAAUACCCACGACCUUUCCCUUCACAGUUCCGUCCAAAACUGUAAUUCUCCGCCGCUGCACCCUCGUUCUCUCCGACCCCUCUCUCAAUCACCGUCUCUCAGCCAUUUCACCCGCCUACGAUAUCCUCGCUAUCCGCCCUACCACCGAAAAGGCUUUUCUCGCAGCAUGUCUCAAUCUGACGGAGCAUUCCCUCAUCUCCCUCGACCUCACACAACGAUUCCCAUUUCAUUUCAAACCCAAGCCUCUCAUGGCAGCUAUACAUCGCGGCAUCCGAUUCGAGAUAUGUUACGCGCAAGCCACGAUGGAAGAUUCGAAUGCGCGGAAAAACUUCAUAAGUAAUUGCUUGGGGAUAUUCAGAGCUACGCGGGGCCGAGGGAUUGUGAUAAGUAGUGAAGCCAAGACUGCAUUGGGUGUGAGGGGCCCAGCAGAUGUGGUUAAUUUGAUGGCGGUAUGGGGACUGGGGAGAGAAAGAGGUAUGGAAGGAUUAGGUGACAAUCCAAGAUCAGUAGUCAUAAAUGAAGGCUUGAAGAGAAGCUCGUUCAGAGGAGUCGUGGAUGUGAUCUACGGCGGGGAAAGGAGUGCCGCCAAGGAUACCGAAAUUAAUGAGGCACGGAAGAAUAAAGCAAACAAUGGGGGAAAAGGAAAGGGUAAGAGAAAGGUCGAAGAUACGGAGGCGAAAGAGAAUGAGCCACCUCAAAUAAGCAAGAGACAGGCAAAGAAACAGAGGAUGGAGACACUGAAAGCCGCUGGAUCCAAUCCAAGCUCAUCCAAAGAGACAACCCCCUCGGAAGAAACGACUUUCACAGUUAUAGAUACUCAUAAUAUAAUAAAAGCGAAAGCAAAUAGUUGA